Molecule: messenger RNA, 5538 nt
Organism: Pseudozyma hubeiensis SY62
Lineage: Eukaryota; Fungi; Basidiomycota; Ustilaginomycetes; Ustilaginales; Ustilaginaceae
Product: vacuolar membrane-associated protein
Exons: 1
Coding region: 1-5538 (1845 amino acids)
Biological process (GO): positive regulation of autophagy; negative regulation of TORC1 signaling; intracellular signal transduction
Cellular component (GO): GATOR1 complex
Molecular function (GO): GTPase activator activity
Source: RefSeq, a predicted model, not a curated record
AUGGCACCUCAAUACCCCUCGAGCCGGGCGACGUCGCUCAGCGUAGACCGCUUCUCCUCAGCCAGCGAUCGUCGUCACUCCUCCUCAUCUUCCACACGCCAGCAGCGUCCGCAGAUCAACGAUCGACCCAUCACGCUAUGGACCCACGACCCACCCAAUUUUUCACGCAACGAGGUCGUGCUCAAUCCAGAGUAUUCGCUGCCCCGAGUUGCCGAAUCCGACCUUUUACAGCUCACCUUGCCAGCAGGCUCCCGACUGCCACACAACAAUAUACCCUUUGGUCCGAAGGAUCGAAGUCGCCAAUUCUCCACCAAGGCGACUUUUGUCUUUCGCGCUGCACAGGCCACUGCCGAUGCCGACUUUGUCGCACGUCAGCCCCAGUUGCAGGUCAGCGUUUCCAAGAACAUUGCCAACAACUAUGGAUUCUACAAUCGUGCCGAAGCUGUGCUCUCCAGGGUGUCCAAGGAUGACUUUACCAUCGACCAUGUCGAGCUCUACUUUCGAGAUCAGUAUGUCGGUCGAGCCGAGAUGUGGAGGGUGUUUCAGAAUCUGGAGGAUACCUGCGUGUACUGCGGUCAGAAGGUCACUCUGGCAGGCAGCGUCAGAGCUACUAUCGGUCGCAUCUUUAUCAAGGAGAAAAAGGUCACCAGCGGCUACGUCUCUGCGUCCACCAAAGCCAUCUUCCGCUCCGAGUCGGCAAAGUACAACCUAUUUAUCCAGCUGGCCAGGGAGAUGUGGGAAUUUGACGAGGAUGGUGAGAUUUACUACGAGAAGGCGCUUCAAGGUUUCAUACCGGAACUCUUGAGGCGAUGGAGAUCGAUUCCGACUAAUCACAUCCUGACCGUGAUACUGUUCGCUCGCGUGCACUACGACGAAUCGGAAAUCCAUAUGCUCGAAGGACCUAUUCGGCAGGAUGCGAGGGGGCGGUACUACAUCGACUACUACAAGGUUGUCGUCGACCUAGAAUCCAAUUGUAACUGGGACGCGGUCAUGACGACGCUCAAGGAAGAGUUCUUCCGCUUCCAGCACGACAUUCUCUUGAUACGAAGGCCGAUCUCUGGUCCAGCUGCCUCGCACGAGGAGCUGCACGCCGACUUGAUCCGCGAUCGUGUCCACAUGGCGGGCCGCAUCUCGUACUCGUACGAAGGCAACUUGCUCGAAGCCAUUAACUUGGCCCUCAACCCUUUCGAUGAGCACUACAUCGAUCGCGAUCUCAACCGCACAGGUUUAUCCAUGGUGUUUGUUACCGCGGGAACGGGUCACUUCGAUGCCGACAAGAAGCUGCUACGCAUCACCACCGAGCGUAUGAUCGAGAACGGCACCGGCCUGGAUCUUGUCUGCCUAACCAAGAUGCCGCUUCACUCGGUGCCCUUGUUUCACUUCAAGUCACACUACCCGGAUCCGAGCGAGCUCAAGCAGAGCAAAGCUGCCAGUCAAAAUCGACCGCAGCGUCGCACAGGACCUGGUGUCGGACCAGGCGUGACGGUGCACAGGCCGGGCCAAGCCGGACUGCUGUCCCGUCAUUCCUCCUCUCGCUUAGCUGCGACAGCAAUGGCGGUUGCCAAUCCUCCCGAUCCGCUCUACUUCGAUUCCAGGAAGCCGGUCGAAGAGGAGGAAGAUUUCUAUUCCAUGCCGCACUGGAUCGAUUGCAGCUUCUACAAUCUGCAACAGGACAAGCCAUUCCGGGCUGACCGUUUCGUGCCGCGUUGCAAGAUGUACGAUGUCCAGAUGAUGGGGUUCAUGGAAAAUCAGAUCUCGGAUAUCGCCAUCCCGUACCUAGACCUCAAGACGGUCAACAAGGCUUCGUCGGUGCAAUCUUCCUUCUAUCUCCCUCGACAUGUCGGACCGUCGAGCUCGGGCUUUCAUUCCGAGCCCCGCAACAGCGAGCUGUCGGAUCUUGCUCUCGUCGGCCUCUCUCCCAAACAGCAGAGACGCAUCGCGCGAGAACGGUUCGAUGGAGAUGUGUUUCGCGACGUGCCGCCGUAUCUCAAACCGAAACCUCGUGGAUUGCCGAUGUCCGGUGCACAUGCCAAUGCCAACGCAACCACGGGCAGCCCAGCGACGAGCGAUGUGCACAAGCCUUUCGAUCGGCCAGGUCUGCGUCGGAAUCCGAGCUCAGGUUAUGGAGGUUUGCCGAGCACCAACGCGAAUUCGGCUGCGUCCUCGAUCUCGCCGGGCAAAGCUGGGGCAGCUCGACCGCCGAUUCUGCAGACGCGAUUGUCAAGAUUAGGUCGAGAAGCGUCAUUCCGCGAAAACGAGGCUGACCGAAGUGAUUCAGCGCCUGCAUCGCCGACUGCAUCGCCGAACAAAUCACGGUUCACGGUGCUCGAUGAAACGCCCUCGAGGCCUCCCCUAGCGAGACCGAUAUCGCAGAUUGUGACAUCUACGACCAAGCCCAAGUCACGAGCUGGAUCGAUCAGAUCGAUCAACACGUUUUCACGAGGCUUCUUGCCCAUGGAGCCGAUCGGCAAGGCCAUGGCCAUCGUCGCCUCGACGGACGCCGUGCUAUCUGCGACAUCGCACGCCUUUGAUAAGGAGGAAGACUCCGGUGCCGGUGCAAAGCAGCCAAGCGAAAUGGAUGACAGUGUCGGCGCGUUGAGGUCGCCAGCGCAGUCGAAAGCAAAGGGCUACAGCUGGCUGUGGAAGACGUUGACCGGCUCGACGCCAUCACGCUCCGCCAGCUCGGAGCGCUCGGGCGAAGUUGACGAUGAAGCAGCCCCAGACUUCUCGACGCCCGCCACACGCAGUAUGCAAGAAGUGCUGAGUGCACAGCUGCGUCAACAGGCAGGUGGGCCGAGCAAGAGUUCCAGCCCGGCUCGACGACCGCCGAUGCCCGGCCGCAUGUCGCGCACCUCUUCGCUUCUGUCGGUGCACGAGGCGUCCAGUCCUGCGCCCAUCAAGAUCCCUGCUCAGCAGACUCCACGCUCUCGACAUGAGCUCGAGACGGAAGAAAAGAUCCUCCGCGAUCAGGAGGCGUACGAGCAGCAGUUGGAGGAAGAAGAAGCUCGGCAGCAAUACGCGCAACGCGCGCAGGUGGAAAAGCAGACAUUGGUCAAUCCGUCGAAUCCGAGCAAGAAUCUCAAAGGUGCUUCGUCGCAGCUGCUUCGAUGGCAGCAUCUGUUCCCGAGGCGCUUGAACCACCACGCUGUCAAGUGGCGAUCGAUGACGACGCCGGCAUGUCUGCCUCUGACUACAUUGUAUCUGCCCACGGAGAGCGACUUGGCGGCGAUGUGGAGCGAGCACCCUCAUACGACGUCUAUCUCGGCAGAGACGGCUUCGUUUUUGCUGAAGAAGUCGAGUUCUACACAUCCGGCGCUGGCGGUGCUUCGCGAGAUGACCUUUCACCGACUGGCGCAGGGCUACCAGUUCAUCGUUCCUGCUAGCAAGCAAACGCGAGCCGUGUCGAGUCGCAAGCUCGUCGACCCCAAGCACUUUACAUUACGAUGGCCGUCCGAACUGCUUCAGCCUGGAAACUUGGCGACGGGCAAUCCAAUCUUCCUCAGCGUGACCAACCAGAUCCACCGCAUCUCUUACGACCGAUCGACCCAUGCUAUCAACGUCAAACGAUACGUCCGCAACACAGACUACUCGACCGACCCGAUCGACUACGAGUGCUGCAUCUGGCCUCGACACCUGCCCGGGUACCAAACCGUCAAGGCGCGGUUCAACUACCCGGACUCAGCGAGCUAUAACUGGACAUACCUGGACUCGUUGAUCGCCGGAUACGUGGAUGAAAAGUUUGUCGAGUCGUUGAGGUACUGGCGCACGAGGUUUGUGUUGGUACCGAGCGAAGGGUCGCCCCCGCCGAUGACGGCGCCGACGGGCGAAGAGCUGGAUGACGAAGAGAUCCGGUUGAUCGGCACAGACAAGCUGGCGGAGCUCUUCCACCGCGCAAAGUUCGUAAGGAGCAGAGAGGAGCGCGAUCAGUCGCACGUACAGAGGUUCUUGCCGACCUCGCUCGAUCCCGCCAUGUCGCUGCAAGACGAGGACUUUAUGAAGCAGCUCGCGGAGGAGAACGCGAAGCAGCGUGCACAAUCUGCGUCGGCAAAGAAGCGCAUGCACAAGGCGCUCACCGGUCGCGCUAUCGACGCGGUUGCUCGCGACAUGCGAUCCGGAGGUCUGGUGAUCAACGAUAGGAUCUGGCACAGGAUGUUGUAUUCGGACACCUUCACGGGUGCCGAUAUGGUCUCGUGGAUGUGCAGCGAGUAUGCGGAUGUGCGCUCGAGAGAAGAAGCUGUGGAAUGGGGGAUCAGGUUGAUGGAGGAUGGGUUGUUCGAACAUGUGCACAAGGUGCACGGAUUCCUGGAUGGACACUACUUUUACAGGCUCAAGAGCGAGUAUGCUGGUACGAGGGGUCCGAAGGGUUGGUUCAGGGGCACGGAUAGUCAGCGCGGGUCGUUCGCAGAGAAGGAUUCGGUGAGACCGCUGGUUCAUUCUUCCACCCAGCAUUCUGGGUUGAACCCGAGCGAUUCCAGGCGCGUCUCUGGUGGCGAGGUUGGAGCUGAGAAGAACGUGGCCUCUGCUGCACCGACGAGUUCGCGAUCGUCUGCUGGUGGACAUUCUCGUAGCUCUUCGUUGCAUCAUCCCCAUCCUCCCUCUCUGACGAUGUCUUCUGGCACGAAGAAGAAGAAAAAGGUGCAACUGUCGCGAAGCAUCGUCAUCGACGUCGAUCCCGGUCGACGAUCCGACCGCGCCGAAGUGGCCUUCCUCCACCACGAUAUCGCCCACAACCCUGCCAACGGCUUCAACUUCCAGAUCCACUGGCUCUCCACCUCGGCGCGUUUCAUCGAGGACGCCGUCCAAUCCUGGACGCGAACCCUCGAGCGCUACGGCCUACGUCUCAUCGAAGCGCCCAUCGGUCAGAUCAAAGACGUCUCGCUGCACAACCCGUUCCAAGCACCCGUGCAGAUCGAGGUUUCGCUCCCGCCGCCCGGUCCUGAAACCUAUCGAUCCCGCCUGCCGCGUGGAACGCUACCGGAGCUGUGGUUCGAAUACGCGCUUCUCCGCAAGUUCGGAUUCGUGCUCGAUCAAGAAGCCAGCACACGCUAUCCCAAGGACGUCGAGAUCACCUACAGCAGUCGACCCAACACCUUUGAGUACAGUCAAUUCGUCCACCGAUCCGGCGUCGCUUUCGUCCAAGUGCUCGGCGGUCUCGACGGUUUUCUCUGGCUCAACAACCGUCUGUUCAACAGUCACUCGCACAACCCGAGACAGCAGAAUGCGAGACAGCAGCAGGCGGUGGAGGGAGCCUCGGCUGCUGCGGCGGCUGACGCGGACAAGCUCAGGUUGGAGUUGACGACCUUCUGUGCGGAUAGAGAUGAGUUGGAGAGGUUUUAUAGGAAGGUGCUGGCGCAACUGUAUCAGGUGGAGAGGGAGGAGGGGGAGAGAGAGGAGCUGGCAAAGGAGUACGUGCGGGGCAUGUGGCAGCAGGGUGAGGAGCAGCAGGGGAGGGGGAAGAGUCGACAGGGGAGCAACCAGAGUUCGGCAGGUGAGAGGAUGGGGAUGCAAGGGUUGGCUCAGUUGGGGUCUGACAGGUGA